AUGCCUUCGCUCUCUACUCCGUUUCUGUUUUUCGAAAUACCAACAGACAAGUACAAGCAGUUUUGCCCUAAUGGCAUUACAAACAUAACAGAAACGACUGGCUACAUUACAUAUCCCAGCUCUGGUGAUUAUGGCGUGAACGAGACAAGAUGUUGGAUGUUUAAAGUACCCGAGCCUUACGUAAAGGUUGCCUUUGUUUUUCACAGGUUGGAUAUUGAAGAGUGCAAAUCUUGUCAGUGCGACUUUAUGCAAGCCUACAACGAUUACAACGUUUUGCAAUAUGCCGGCAAAAUAUGCAGAAGAAAUUCUUUCGAAUAUUUAGAACAUCGCCGACUUGAAGUAGGGAACCCAGUUGGCUAUUAUGUAGAUGGAACGACACUGUACUUACGUUUCGUCUCGGAUGAAGCUGUUCAUCUCAAAGGAUUCAAUGUCAGCAUCGUCCCUGGUUCCUAUAAUGGUGGUGGCGUGAUAACCUACCUGAAUGCAUCGGAGGAUGAGACCAUUGAGUUUGGAACUCCAAAGUAUGGCAUCAAGAAUUAUCCUCACGAUUAUCAACAACAGUGGUUUUUAAUCGUCCCUGAAGGACGGCAAGUCCAACUGGAGUUCGAAUCAUUCGAACUAGAGGAGAGCGAGAACUGCAAAAACGACUACGUUGAGAUCCGAGAGGCAUACUUCUUUGUAGAUGAGGGAGAUCCGUUUAAACUAGGGGGAGAAUUCGGUGAAAUCCUGACCGGACACCUGUGCGGUAAUACAAAGCCGAGUACGAUGCAAAGUAAAGGGAACAUGGUCUGGGUGAACUUCAAAAGCGACGACAACACUACUACAGUGUACAAAGGAUUCAAGGCCUCAUUCCUGACGGCAGGUCAAGGAAGACUGUCAGUCAGUAACCCAAUGACCCUUUUGUUGCUCUCGGCCUUUCCUCUGAUUGCAUCAAAGAACAGUGUUUCCUAA
Orbicella faveolata is the source of this 951-nucleotide messenger RNA. RefSeq names its product bone morphogenetic protein 1-like. NCBI's taxonomy places the organism in Eukaryota, Metazoa, Cnidaria, Anthozoa, Scleractinia, Merulinidae. The record is from RefSeq and is a predicted model, not a curated record.